AGCUGUCGAGUACACUGGAAUGUACAGCAUCCAGUCAGCCAAUCACAACGAGCGAUGGCUCGAACGUCCCUCUGCUGCAGCCAUGUUGUGGUUUUGAAUGAGGAAGAAGCGGGAGAUAAUACUCUUCAACGAGUUUUAUAUGCAAUUUAAAGUCACGUUAAGGAGAUAUAAAUGAGUCAGGGUGUAACUCAACAUGAUAACCGUUUAUCCGAACGCGUUGGUUGCGACUUGUGGGAGUUUAAACACACUUAAACCAUAAAUUAGCUCGUGUUAGCUAGCUAGCAACAAGCUAAGGUAGUUAGCAUAGCGUGCUAGCUAAAGACAAACUAGCUCAUUCUCAGGUGAGCAGCUAGCGGUUAGCUCGGUUCCUGAGAGAGUAACAUGAUAAAGGUGAGGAGGUUUAGCCUUUGAAGGAGCCGAAUAGUCGAAUGAAGCACAUUAGCUUCAUUUGGUUUGACUAUAUAGUGACAGGUGAAAGUAGCUUCUUACAGCGAUUUGAUCUUCUAAAAACCAGCUAGCGUUGUUUUCUACAAACUUUUUGAGCCAUGUUGAAUAAAAUCUAUGAAUGGAUAGAAACAAGCUUUGCCAAUCUUCGCAACGGUGUACCACCACCAGCUGCUGCAGCUGCGGAGGAGGAGGAGGAGGAUGCACACCGAGCAGCACAGGGAGAUGGUCCGAUCAGCAGGAAAAGACCGAUUGAAUGUUUGGAAGAUGGACAUAACAUCCACCAAGAUGGCUCAAUCAUAAAGAAAUCUCGAAUGGGAGAUCUCAUUGACACAGUCAAAGUUGCAGCUGAAGGGGUUAAGAGUCACAGCUCCAGUGUGGCUACAUGGAUGAGGAACAAUGUGACCCCUACCUUGAGAAAUAUACUUCCUGCCUCCCCUGGUCCUCCACCUGGAGAACCCCCGCCACAGCCCUCAACGUCAGCAGCAGUCUGGGCUGGGAUGCCGGUUAUUGAAAGGAACUGUCUGGAUGAGACGUUCGCUGCUCCCUCGACAACUUUGGAGUGGAAAACAUCCAAAACAGAAUGGUUGCGCAAUGAGAAAACCGUUAUGGGAUCAAAAGUCUGUAGGCGACAAGUGUGUAUGAGUCCUACACAUCGUGAAGUGCCAAAAACAAAUGGGCACUCAGUCAACUUGCCACCCUCCAUCACCCCAAAAUUGCACCCCUCUCCACGGCUAGGCAGGCCCCUAAACCUCCGACCGUGUGGAACACCAAGUUUUAGUGGAGUGGCAAGCAGCUCCUGCACCAGCAUGUAUGAGAAAACAUUUCCCAUCAAAGUGGUGCAGAGCCCAACACACAGCUCCUCAUCCGGGCGCAUGCACAAUGUCAGGCCCCGCUGCACAGCACAGCAGUCUGUCUGUGAAGAGGAGAAGGAGGCCUACAGGCAGCUUCUGACCAUGGUCUCUGGUGGUCAGUCAUCUUUCCUACACAACGGCAGCUCACACGCCAUCGUGAGGUCACACAGAGAUUUCACCAGCUUCCUGACCACCAGCCGCAGACUGCUACAGUUCUCUUCGCCUACUGGGUCAGCAGUAGAGGCUUCAGAGGGACCCAGCAGCCCCCCCAGCCCCAGGGGCAUGUCCAGCCAGAGCUCCAGCAACAUCCCCAGCCCACUGGGGGCCUCCAGCAGGCCAGGGAUCCAGAUGUGGACCCUGGACACGGACCCCAGCACCAGCAGAGCAGCUACUCUCACAUCAGUUCCUUCCCCAUCCGCUCUGCAGGAUAACUCUUCUCAGGACACACAAUCAUCAGCUCAUGAUACUGACUCUGUAAUUAUUGUAAAUGAGCAAAAGGGUAAAAAGAAAGACGGCUCAAGUGUGCCAUGUUUCCAAGCCGAGUUAUGGAUCAAAGAAUUGACUAGUAUGUAUGACUCCCGGGCGAGAGAAAGACGGAGACAGAUUGAAGAGCAGGAGGCCCUGGCAGCCCAGCUGCUGCGACAGCGCCUGUCUGAAGAGGGGCAACGCAGCCCAGAUGUGGAGGUCCACGUUCGAGUUCCUUUGGAGAAGGAGGUUCCUUUGACUCUUGUGAUAGAGGAAACGAAGCCUUUGGAAGAGAAACCAGAAUUCCCUGAACUCACAAAGGAAAUGGAAGCUGAGGUGGACAGGGCACUGAGAGGAGGUAACCAUGAAGUUUUAAGUGAAGGUUUUGGUCUCAGCCUCACACGCAAAGACCUGCAGACCCUCAGCAACCUCAACUGGCUCAAUGAUGAGGUGAUUAACUUUUACAUGAACCUGCUGGUGGAGCGCAGCAAGGACCCCAAACUGCCAUCAGCCAAUACGUUCAACACGUUUUUCUACCCCAAGCUGCGAAGCAGCGGCUACUCUGCUGUCCGCCGCUGGACCAAAAAGAUGGACAUCUUUUCUAAAGACAUCCUGCUGGUUCCUGUCCACUUGGGGGUGCACUGGUGCCUCUCUGUGGUGGAUUUCCGCAAAAAGGCCAUAAUGUACUUUGAUUCCAUGGGAGGAAACAAUGAUGAAGCAUGCAGAAUAUUGUAUGACUACCUGCGACACGAAAGUAAGGACAAGAAGGGCAAAGAACUGGAUACCUCAGGCUGGACUCUGCACAGCAAAAAGCGCCAUGAAAUCCCACAGCAGAUGAAUGGUAGCGACUGUGGAAUGUUCACAUGCAAAUAUGCAGAUUACAUUACCAAAGACAAGCCAAUCACAUUCACACAGAACCAAAUGCCCUACUUCAGAAGAAGGAUGGUUUGGGAGAUAGUGAACCAUAAACUGUUGUGAUAUCAGUGUGGUUGUGAACUUGUGUAGUCGGCUCGCGAUGUUGGAAAUACGAGUCGUAACGAUGGCUGAGCUACGUUCAACAGCAGGAUCCACUUCCAGUAGUCCUGUUCUGGGAAAGACUUGCACACCAGCUCAUCAGAUCAGGAACCAGCUCUACCGUCAAUCAAGCUCUCAGCUGAUGGGACGUCGCUGGAGCACCACGCACUGCCUCCCAGUCCUCUACUCCACUUUGUUGUUUUUUGGUGAAGCCAUGGAGUAUAGCAGCUGAAACACUGCGUGUUUUGUAUUGCCCUUGUGCUGACUUUCAAACCAUACUCUGAGCCGCAAUGUUCAGUCUGAUGCAGACAUACGAAGUUUACAUUUUUUCGACUUACAGGGAGAUGAGCCGCAUCGUUUUAUAACGACAGUAAUACAUUUUGGUGUCGAUAUCAAUGUUUGAUACUCAUGGUACGUUCAAAAGAAAAUGGACUUUACCAUAAAAACUGAAAUUUGAAUUGUCUUAAAAAUCUGUCUCUUUGUGUUUGGACGAUGAGACUUGUUUUUUUUCUCCAUAAUAUGAACAUUUCACCUAAAACAACUAUUUUUGUAUUUUGUUUGAUUAAAAGGCACGAAGGUCUUGAAAUAUUGCCUCAGAGUAUGAUUUAAAAUGAAAAUAGAAAGUUUUACCUUGCCACGUAUUUGCAAGUGUACUGAAAGUCUUAGUUACACCAUAAAACAGCAGGAUAAAAACCUUGUUAGUCUUGAUAAAAGAUUGUAAAUUAAGGUUCAAAGUCUAUUUUAUGUAUUUCAGAGUCUCUUUCUUUUACAGCAACUUUUGGGCAUAUUCAAUAUAUUUUCAACUUUGUACAUACUUAAAACAUAUACAGCCUCUUGAACAGUGUAAUAUACUUUUUCUUUACGUAUUUCGUAUCUAUUUUUUAUCUAGAUUGAAGUCUGUUUUAGAAAUACAUGCUCAUGUAUUGUGACUGUUCUUUGUGUAAUACCUCAAAAUCAAUUGGAUUUGAUAUAAAAAAAAAACAACUGCCACAUUUGAUAAUUUGAUAAACAUGAAAGAACCUG
This is a messenger RNA of Sebastes umbrosus (honeycomb rockfish), 3800 nucleotides long. Its product is annotated as sentrin-specific protease 1. The record is from RefSeq and is a predicted model, not a curated record. Gene Ontology annotation, cellular component: nucleus. Bases 546 to 2741 code for a protein of 731 amino acids. Lineage: Eukaryota; Metazoa; Chordata; Actinopteri; Perciformes; Sebastidae. The transcript is spliced from 18 exons. Gene Ontology annotation, molecular function: deSUMOylase activity. Gene Ontology annotation, biological process: protein desumoylation.